UAUAUAAUCAGAAAAAGAACAAAAAAAAGUAAAAACAAAAAAAGAUGGCGCAAGCUAUGACAUCGAUGACCGGUUUACGUGGACCGUCUAGGGCAACAUGCGAAGGGAGACUAGUGAGAGGGGCGGUGACUAGGGGAGGUGGUUUGGUGGUGAGGGCUCAGUCCCAGAGCGAGUCCGAGACGAGCCGCCGUGCAGUGAUCGGGCUCGUGGCGGCUGGGUUGGCUGGUGGUUCUUUGGUCCCGGCGGUUCUUGCUGACGCUAUUCCGAUCAAUGUUGGCCCUCCUCCACCUCCCUCCGGCGGCCUCCCCGGGACAUUGAACUCGGACGAAGCAAGAGACCUCAAACUGCCGUACAAGGACAGGUUCUUCUUGCAGCCACUGUCAGCAACGGAGGCAGCGUCUCGGGCCAAGGAAUCGGCGAAGGAGAUAGUGAACGUGAAGACAUUGAUCGACAAGAAGGCGUGGCCGUACGUUCAGAACGACCUCCGGCUAAGGGCCGAGUACCUUCGCUACGACCUCAACACGGUCAUCUCCUCCAAACCCAAGGACGAGAAGCAGAACCUCAAGGAUCUGACCGGCAAGCUCUUCCAAAACAUCACCAACCUUGAUUACGCGGCGAAGAAAAAGAGCACAUCCGAUGCGGAGAAGUACUACGCAGAGACAGUUUCGAGCUUGAACGAUGUUCUUGCCAAGCUUGGUUGAGAACAAGAGACUGAUGUUUCUUUUCACGUAAUAAGUCAUUUUUAAUCCCACGUGAUUUUGUCCAAAUACUUUGGCUAUCUCUUUAUUCUUCUUGUCUGAAUUCUCCGCCGGUUCAGAUUUCA
Messenger RNA from Tarenaya hassleriana, 823 nucleotides. Its product is annotated as oxygen-evolving enhancer protein 3-2, chloroplastic. Gene Ontology annotation, biological process: photosynthetic electron transport chain; photosynthesis. Gene Ontology annotation, molecular function: calcium ion binding. Gene Ontology annotation, cellular component: chloroplast; photosystem II oxygen evolving complex; photosystem II. The record is from RefSeq and is a predicted model, not a curated record. The transcript is spliced from 4 exons. The coding region runs from base 45 to 701 and encodes 218 amino acids. Lineage: Eukaryota; Viridiplantae; Streptophyta; Magnoliopsida; Brassicales; Cleomaceae.